AUGCCUACCCCACGAAAAAAACCAAAACCACUUUCUGGAAUCCCUUUAACAGAAAGGCUUUCAAAAGAUUUCCUAAUAGCCGGUUCAUCAUCAGCUUUAAUAAUGGUAACUGUAGCUCCGAUAGCCAGAGUGAAGCUCCUCCUACAACUCCAAGCCACUCACACGCAUAUACCCAAAGAGAGGUUAUACAAAGGCAUCAUUGACGCGUGUUUACGUAUUCCCAAAGAAGACGGCGUGCUAGGUUUCUGGAGAGGGAAUACGGCCAAUACUAUCAGAUCCUUUUUUAACGCAGCGUUCAAUUUUACUUUUAAAAACGUUUACCACGAUAUGUUUGUGACAGGUGUCGAUAAAAACAGUAGCUUUUUUCGAUAUUUCGUAGCCAAUUUAGCUGCCGGUGGUGCAGCUGGAGCUACAGCUACCUGCCUAUUAUACCCGCUCGAUUAUCUCGCUACUAGAAUGGCGUCAGAUAUUACUGAAGGUAGACAAUAUCAUGGACUUGCAGAUUGUUUCCUUAAAACUCUACAUUCCGAUGGUCCUCAAGGUCUUUACAGGGGAUUUUUUACAUCCAUUAAUGGUAUUAUCAUCUACAGAUCUGUGUACUUCGGUUUGUAUGAUACAGCGAAGGAGAAGAUACCUCAAAACUCGUUUUGGGCUGCUUUUUUCACAGCUCAAAUUGCUACAUCUGCAGCUGCUAUGCUGGCUUAUCCUUUUGAUACAGUGAGACGUAGGAUGAUGAUGCAAUCAUGUCGGUUAGAGAGUAAUAUUAUGUAUUUUAGUAGCAUGCACUGCUGGAUUAAAAUAGCCAGAACUGAAGGGCCUAUGGCUUUUUAUAAAGGAGCCUUCUGUAACACUCUACUUAGCACUGGUGCUGCUCUAUUACUUGUAGUUUACGACAGAGUCAGAGUUUUGUUGUAA
Psylliodes chrysocephalus is the source of this 915-nucleotide messenger RNA. The record is from the annotation of a GenBank genome assembly. NCBI's taxonomy places the organism in Eukaryota, Metazoa, Arthropoda, Insecta, Coleoptera, Chrysomelidae.